Messenger RNA from Paraglomus occultum, 375 nucleotides. NCBI's taxonomy places the organism in Eukaryota, Fungi, Glomeromycota, Glomeromycetes, Paraglomerales, Paraglomeraceae. The record is from the annotation of a GenBank genome assembly.
AUGGCCUAUAUAAAAUUGCUUUUGUUCAACGAAUCGACCCAAGAAUCGAAUAUCUGCGAAAAAGAUUUUAUCGAAGAAUACGUUAUCGAGUGGGCAGAAUUGACGAAAUUAUCAGACGAAGUCUUUAUUAUCGAAUACAAAUUGAAAUAUUGGGAUUGGUCUUCCCGAUUCAAUUCUUCCUUACUUGCCGAACCCGAGUCCUGCGACCCCUCAAACAACAGACCCAGUCAAGCUCCCUAUCUAAUCCAUUGGAAUGUCAACAAUAAUCCGGUUUACUGUAAGAUUGACAGUUGGAAUGAACAUCUUGUGCUUAGAUGUGGAUGGACGCUCGAAUUUAAUAUGGUCCUAAGCUUGGAGCAACAUGAUCAUUAUUAA